UCCCUCUCUCUGUCUUGCACACACUGUGUGUCCACCCCGCUGGAGUUGCCAUUGGAGGAUGGAGGAUACUGGAGGCGCGUUUAAAUGGGGCUGAUCCAGAUGAUCUUGCUGGUUUUGCACACACCACACCCGCAAAACCAACCGCACAACUAACUCGUUUGAGAUGUGGCUCAAAUGUGACGUCUCCGCACCAGACGUCUCCCAAACUGUACAAGUUUGAUACUGCGCCUUGGCACCCGGUCCGGAGCGCCAUGCCCUCGGAUUCACAGCGCGCUCCAUCAUGUUGAGCCGCUCGGCCGCUCUCGUGCUCACUCUGAGCGCCGUGGCGGGACUCGCACCGCGCUCGGGUGCCUGGAGCGAUGAGAAGCUCGUGGCAGCGCCCAUCAACUCCACCAGCGGCUUUCUGGCCAGCUUGGAGGUGGGCUACUCGAAGAGAUCGGUGGCCGCGAGCGAGGAUGACGAUGCGUCGUCCAGGUGCAACGUGAGCGUGGAGAGGCUGCCGGCCAAGCUGGUGGCACGGUGGGACGGGGACCUGGGCUUGCGCUGCGACGUGCUCGUCUACACCACCAACAGUCACGGAAAAGCGUUUUUCUCAGCCGCCUUCAACCGUGCAGCGUCCCCUGUUUUUAUUGAACACGUGGGCGUCGCGGGCGCACAGCAAGAGUUCAGGCUGUGCAUCGGAUGCGGUCUCUCCCGGUUCAGGCGCUUCGGCCGAUCCAGACCGGACAUGGCAGACAGUGUGCACUUCUGCUGUCUUGAUUUUGCUUUGGACGAACUCAAAGGGGAUCGUAGCUGGAGGCUGAAUCGGAAACCCAUAGAGUCUACGCUCGUCGCCUGCUUCAUGACUCUGGUCAUAAUCAUAUGGAGCGUGGCUGCCCUCAUAUGGCCGGUGCCCAUCAUCGCGGGCUUCCUGCCCAACGGAAUGGAGCAACGGAGACCCAGAUAAAGCAUUUAUAACCAAACCGACUUACUUUCUUCACCGUGCGCCAAUUUACUUAAUUGGCAAAUAGGAUAUUUGAUCAGAUAGUAACAUUACAAUGUCUUUAUAAAAUCUGUAAAAUGUGCAAAUUAGACUGAAUGUUGUUUUAUAAUAUAUUAAUAUUGACUAGGCCUUAGCCUAUGUAUUAUUUAGCUGUCUUUUGGAUUACUAUGUUACUAAAUACUAUGUUUGUAUUGUUUUUAUCUUAAACGUUCUUCAUAUGAUUAAGACUGUAGAAACGUUUCCGGAAUUUGUUAUGGGGGAUUUUUAACAACAAAAACAACAAGAAAAAACGCCUAGUCCUCAUUGGCUUAACUGUAUUUAUAUUUGUAAGAGUUAAUAAAAUGUGGAAGUCCG
Molecule: messenger RNA, 1336 nt
Organism: Clarias gariepinus (North African catfish)
Lineage: Eukaryota; Metazoa; Chordata; Actinopteri; Siluriformes; Clariidae
Product: transmembrane protein 158
Exons: 1
Coding region: 281-946 (221 amino acids)
Source: RefSeq, a predicted model, not a curated record